AUGCAUGUGUAUGUGUGUGUUUGCCUGAUCAACGGAUGGAUCCAUCGGCAUUUGGCAGUAUCAUUCCGCUUGUUCCUGUCCCUGCAUUCGGAAGAGCAUUUGAGUGGUCAUGGUGGUGGUCAUGACCAAGGAAGCCCAUCCUCUUUUUCACUCCUCAGAAGACCACCUCCCCCUCCCUUGCAUGGAAACAAUUGUGCCAGUGAAAGAGACUCAGCAUUAGAGACUCAACGUGAAAGUCCUGAAGGAGAAGAGCUUUAUAUUCCUAGUUGCACAAUUGAUGGACAAUAUGAGAGGGUUCAGUGCUAUCAAGGUUACUGCUGGUGUACAGAAAAAGAAACAGGGAAGCCCAUCCCAGGAACAUCAGUCAAUGGCAGUAAACCAGACUGCUCCCAUGCUUCUCCUGCACAACCUAAUAAAUCCAUAAAAGGCUGCAAAGGAAAGAAGAAAGAACGUUUUUUGGAGGAGCUGAUGGAUAUCUUCACUAAAAAUAUGGUGAAAGCUGCUCAAAAUGAUUCCAUCACGGAACCUGAUCCUGAGCAGACAAUUGAAGAAAGGGCUGCAAGAUGGGAAUUCAAUCUUCUGGACAAGAAUGAAAACAGAAUGCUGGAUAGGAAAGAGUGGAAAAUCUUUCGGCGUUGGGUAUCUGAAUUUCGGGGAUUGAGAAGGUGUGGGCGGAAAUUACCUCGUUUCUGUGAUGUGGAUGGAGAUCGCAAAAUUAGCCUCGAUGAAUGGCUUGCAUGUUUGGAAGCCAAACCUGAUGACAAGAAGACUCGGAAGAAGAAGCCAUGGCGGAAAGGGCAAAAUCCAUUCCAGACCAUCUUGAAAAGUGAUAGGAAAUAAAAUCCAGAGCCUGAAGAAGUCCAAUCAGGAAGCCAAAGACUCUGGCAUGGUGGCUGCAAGUUCAGCAAACCUGCAUUGUGAUAGCUCUCUUCCAUCCCUUUAUUCUCUCUUUUGUGUAUGAGUGAGUGUAUACAUGUGGAGAUGCUUUCUGUUUUUUGCUUUAAUCCAGAUUCUGUUCAUGUGAAUCAAUGAUUGAAUUUUAUGCAACUUGACUUAUCUCUCAGCUUGAUGAGCUUUCCCAGAAUGGCAAUACUCUAUUGAGGCUUUUCUUUCAGC
Molecule: messenger RNA, 1116 nt
Organism: Darwinula stevensoni
Lineage: Eukaryota; Metazoa; Arthropoda; Ostracoda; Podocopida; Darwinulidae
Source: the annotation of a GenBank genome assembly